GGCGAGGUCUAUUUGAACGGUGAAAAGCGGGCUCGCAAACAUUCGAGAGGGAAACGAACAUAAAGCAAAUAUCUCGCAGCUGCUGGAGGAACCUAAAUAAUUGGAAUAGUUGAUGUUUUAACCCUCUGGGAAUCUUGACAGUUAAAGAAAAGCAGGCUUCCGCCAUGUCUCACAAACAGAUCUACUACUCUGACAAAUAUGACGACGACAAAUACGAGUACAGGCAUGUAAUGCUACCCAAAGAGCUUGCCAAGCGUGUCCCCAAAACCCAUUUAAUGUCGGAGACCGAGUGGAGAAACCUUGGGGUCCAACAGAGUCAAGGAUGGGUGCAUUAUAUGAUCCACCAGCCAGAGCCACACAUCCUGCUGUUCCGGCGCCCUCUGCCCAACCCAAAAUCAUAAGGGAGAUUCUCUGGGUCCUUUAAGAGAGCAGUUCUAUCAUGUGUCACAGAUCAACUCAUCACCAUGCUGUCUGAUUCCCAUGUAGGCUGAUCAUAUUGGACCUGGAGAAGGACUGCUGCAUUUAUGAACAGUGAUUGUGGAAUGGAUUGUGAUGUGUUGAAGGGAAAAAAAAACAAAAAC
Molecule: messenger RNA, 581 nt
Organism: Archocentrus centrarchus (flier cichlid)
Lineage: Eukaryota; Metazoa; Chordata; Actinopteri; Cichliformes; Cichlidae
Gene: cks1b
Product: CDC28 protein kinase regulatory subunit 1B
Exons: 4
Coding region: 165-401 (78 amino acids)
Molecular function (GO): cyclin-dependent protein serine/threonine kinase regulator activity
Source: RefSeq, a predicted model, not a curated record